AUGAAUAUUUCAAAUAAUGCUUCUGUGUUUCCUGUUAAAUUAUGGAAUAAUCAUAUACUAAAUUCAUCAGUACCGUUGACAUCUGAAAAUACACAAAAAACACAUAGUGUUAAUGUCCAUCAAAAGAUAGAUCUUAGUUCAGAAAAACUUCUGAAAUUAAAUCCGUAUCCAAUCUUAAGUACUGAUCAAAGCUUAAAAAAUUUAAAUAUCUCAAAUAAAUUAUCCAAAUCUCCCCAUUCAAUAGAUACUCAAAAAAUACUUGGUGCUAAUCUACAUCAAAAGGUAGAUCUUAGUUCAGAAAGACUUCUGAAAUUAGCUCCGUAUCCAAUCUUAGGUGUGGAUUCUAGCUUGAAAAAUUUAAAUUUCUCAAAUCAAUUAUCCAAAUCUCACCAUUCAAUAGGAAAUCACGAGCAAAAAAAUAUUUCUGAACAACAUUCAGGCUUAAGAUUAAGUUUAUUUUCAAAUAUGCCUCCAUACAUACGAUUUUCUUCGCAUGAUGUAAAAGGUGAAUCAUUUCCAAUAGAUUUGCAAAUACUACUGAAAUGGGAAUUAAGUUCCAUCACUCCAUAUAUUGUACGUCAAAUUAUUCAAAACAGUGGUUUAAAAUUAGUGAGAAAAACUAUUGAUUAUUUUGGAACCUGGGGUAAACAUAUGAAAUCGCUAUAUUUUAAAAAUCUUCGUGAUCAACAAAAGUUUAAUCAUAUUCCGGGAACAUUUGAAAUUGGACGUAAAGAUAGAUUAUGGAAAAACUUGUAUAGGCUCAUGUCGAUAUAUGGAAAUGAUCAAUUUGGUUUUAUACCUACAUCAUACAUAUUACCUCGUGAUGUUAAUAUCUUAAGAGAAGUCUGGAAAGAAAAUGAUGAAGAUAAAUGGAUUGUUAAACCGCCAGCAUCUGCUAGAGGAACUGGAAUUCAUGUGAUAUCAAAAUGGAGUCAAAUACCAAAGAAAGUACCUUUAGUUGUACAAAGGUAUAUUGACAAUCCUUAUUUAAUCAAUGAUACAAAAUUUGAUUUAAGACUAUAUAUACUCAUUACUUCAAUUAAUCCACUCCGGAUUUAUUUGUAUGACAAUGGGCUUGUACGAUUUGCUUCAGUCAAGUACUCAUCUGAUCUUACUACUAUAUCUGAUCGAUAUAUGCAUUUGACCAACUACAGUAUUAACAGACUCAGUAGUCAGUAUACAGAAAAUGAAGAUCCUAAUGCAUGUCAAGGGCAUAAAUGGACAUUGCGAUCAUUGUGGAAAUACAUGGAAAGAGAGCAUAAAAUUGAUGUUAAAAAGUUAUGGGAUAGUUUGGCCGAUUUAGUAGUUAAAACAGUAAUCAGCGGAGAAUUUCCUAUAAGCCAAAUGUGUUCAUCAAACCUAGGUAGCAGAUACAAUGCAUAUGAGUUAUUCGGAAUCGAUGUUUUGUUUGAUGAAUAUCUUAAACCUUGGAUAUUUGAAGUUAACAUAUCUCCUUCUCUACAUACUUCUUCUCCACUUGAUGUGACAGUCAAAGGGCCAUUAAUUAAAAACUUAUUGAAUAUGGUUGGUUACCAUAUACCAAACAAAAUGUCACUUAUUACACAUAAUACAUUAAUUGAGGUGUUAGGAGUCAAUUCACCACUAUGUUAUGAUAAAAGAAUAUAUACAUUUAAUUUAUCAGCUAAAGAAAAAAAAAAACAAGAAUAUUUUGCAAAUGUUAAAUCUAGAGAAGAAUAUAUUAACACCAUAUUAGAAGAUCUUUUACCAGACGAUGUUCGACAUCUUAUUACAUAUGAAGAUGAACUCAACGAAAUUGGAUCAUUUCAAAAAGUAUUUCCAACUACUUCAACUUUUAAAUAUCAUGAAUUUUUUGAUGGUCCCCGGUAUUAUAAUAUGCUUUUUGAUGCAUGGGAAUGUAAAUACAGCGAGAAAAGAGAAGAAGGUAUUGCUGUGUUGGAAAAAUUUUGUCAGUUACAAGUUCAUUUAGAAGUGUCAGACGUUAAUGAUCAACAACAAUCAAAAACUUGUGAUACUUUCCAAGAUACACAAAUGGAAGUUGAAAGAUCAGACACUGAUAAAAUUAAUGACCAUCAACAAGCAGUCAUUAGGUAUCCUAUUUAUAUUUUGGCUUUUGUGGAGUUAUAA
Sipha flava (yellow sugarcane aphid) is the source of this 2106-nucleotide messenger RNA. RefSeq names its product tubulin polyglutamylase TTLL4-like. Gene Ontology annotation, biological process: protein polyglutamylation; microtubule cytoskeleton organization. The record is from RefSeq and is a predicted model, not a curated record. Gene Ontology annotation, cellular component: cilium. The transcript is spliced from 17 exons. NCBI's taxonomy places the organism in Eukaryota, Metazoa, Arthropoda, Insecta, Hemiptera, Aphididae. Gene Ontology annotation, molecular function: tubulin binding; tubulin-glutamic acid ligase activity. Bases 1 to 2106 code for a protein of 701 amino acids.